Passer domesticus (house sparrow) is the source of this 4193-nucleotide messenger RNA. RefSeq names its product RNA sensor RIG-I (gene RIGI). Gene Ontology annotation, biological process: cytoplasmic pattern recognition receptor signaling pathway; antiviral innate immune response. The transcript has 18 exons. The coding region runs from base 165 to 2948 and encodes 927 amino acids. NCBI's taxonomy places the organism in Eukaryota, Metazoa, Chordata, Aves, Passeriformes, Passeridae. The record is from RefSeq and is a predicted model, not a curated record. Gene Ontology annotation, molecular function: ATP binding; double-stranded RNA binding; single-stranded RNA binding. Gene Ontology annotation, cellular component: cytoplasm.
CCAGUCGCUCCCUGCUUGGGGCGCCUCCCCCUCGCUCCCUGCAGCUCUCUCCGUACUGCGGCUGGGGCGAGCUCCGCGCACGCAGCCGGGGCCGCCGCACCGGCAUCGGCACCGGGAUCGGCACCGGCACCGGGAUCGGGAUCGGCAGCGGGAUCGGGACCGCCAUGACGGCGGAGGAGAAGGGAAACCUGCGGUGCUACCGGCGCUACAUCGAGAGGAUCCUGAACCCCGUGUACAUCCUCAGCAACAUGACGGAGUGGCUGUCCGACGAGGUGAAGGAGCGAGUCCGAAAGGAGGAGGAGAAGGGCGUCACGGCGGCCGCCGCGCUGUUCCUGGACGCCGUGCUGCUGCUGGAGGCGGAGGGCUGGCUCCGCGGCUUCCUGGAUGCGCUGGUUGCAGCAGGUUACACUGGACUGGCAGAAGCAAUUGAAAACUGGGACUUCAGCAAACUGGAAAAACUGGAGCUGCACAGGCAGCUGUUGAAGCGGAUAGAAGCAACAAUGUUAGAAAUUGAUCCUGUAGCAAUCAUGCCAUACAUAAACACAUGCCUGAUAGAGAGGGAGUGUGAUGAGAUCCUGCAGAUCAGUGAGUACAGAAGCAAAGCGGCCGGGAUAACUAAACUCAUUGAAUGCCUCUGUCGCUCGGAUAAGGAAAACUGGCCCAAAAGUCUUCAGCUGGCAUUGGAUAAUGCAGGAUAUUACAAUGCAAGUGAACUGUGGAAUAUAAGAGAAGAUAAUGGCAAAGAUGUUGAUGGUGAAAUGACAGAUGCUUCUGAGAAUUACUUUGAAACUGUGAUGACAUUUUCUGAGGAAGCAGAAUGUGACAAUCUGAGCAAAAGUCUCUCUUCAGUUUCAGAAAGCAUCUGUGAGUCUUCAUCUGUUUAUGCACCAAUGAAGGCUCGAAGCUACCAGAUUGAGCUUGCACAGCCUGCUAUUGAUGGGAAAAACACAUUGAUUUGUGCACCUACAGGAUCUGGAAAAACUUUUGUGGCACUUCUGAUUUGUGAACAUCAUUUGCAAAACGUUCCCUCAGGACGAAAGGCUAAAGUUGUCUUCCUUGCAACCAAAGUGCCAGUGUAUGAGCAGCAGAAAAAUGUAUUCAGGCAGCAUUUUGAAAGAAGUGGAUACUCUGUUCAAGGAAUUUGUGGUGAAACAGUUGCAAAUAUCUCUGUAGAAAAUGUUAUACAGGACAGUGACAUCAUUGUGCUAACGCCCCAGAUUCUUGUGAAUAGCAUGGAGAAAGGGAUCCUUAGCUCCCUCUCCAUCUUCACUCUGAUGAUAUUUGAUGAGUGCCACAACACUACAGGCAACCAUCCUUACAAUGUGUUGAUGACCAGAUACCUGGAUGAAAAAUUUGACUCCUCUGCAAACCAGCUGCCUCAGAUUGUAGGUUUAACUGCUUCUGUUGGAGUUGGCAAUGCCAAGAGCACUAAGGAAACUGUAGAGCAUAUCUGUACCCUCUGCUCCUACCUUGACAUACAGGCCAUAUCCACUGUCAGAGAGAACAAACAAGAUCUGCAGAGGUUUGGAAAUAAGCCAGAAACACAUAUCAGAUGGGUUAAAAUGCGAGCUCAGAAUCACUUUGCAGACAUUAUCUCACGUCUGAUGACUGAGACAGAGGUGUUGAUGAGGAAGAUUUACUCAGUGGAUACCAUCUCCCAAAUCAACAAGAGUUACUUUGGAACACAGAGAUACGAACAUUGGAUAGUUUCCACUCAGAAGAAAUGCAGACUAUUGCAACUGGAAGAUAAGGAGAGGGAGAGCAGUAUUUGUAGAGACCUUUUCAUUUGUACUGAACACUUGCGUAAAUUCAAUGAUGCUCUCAUUAUCAGUGAAGAUGCCCGCAUUGAAGAUGCUUUAGCCUACCUAAAUGAAUUUUUCACAAAUGUAAAAAACGGACCAUAUACAGAGUUAGAGAAGCAGCUGACGGAGAAAUUUCAAGAGAAAGAACUAGAGCUGACUGCCCUUUCAAAAGAUGAGUCAAAUGAGAAUCCCAAGCUGGAAGAGCUUGCUUGCAUCCUGGACGAAGCAUACCACUAUAACCCACAGACUCGCACUAUUCUCUUUGCCAAGACAAGAGCCUUAGUAGCUGCUUUGAAGAAGUGGAUAGAAGGAAACCCUCUUCUUAGCCACAUAAAGCCAGAUGUGUUGAUGGGUAAGGGAAGAAGAGAUCAGAAAACAGGUAUGACCCUGCCAAUGCAGAAGGGUGUACUGGACGCAUUCAGAAAUGACAAAGACAUCAGACUGCUAAUUGCUACUUCUGUUGCUGACGAAGGCAUUGAUAUUAGUGAGUGCAACCUUGUGGUGCUCUAUGAAUACUUCGGUAAUGUCACCAAAAUGAUCCAAGUCAGAGGUCGUGGAAGGGCAAGAGACAGCAAGUGCAUCCUUGUGACAAGCAAAACAGAAGUGGUUGAGAAUGAAAAACUAAACAUUUACAAGGAAGAAAUGAUGAAUGCAGCUAUUGAAAAGCUACAGAACUGGGAUGAAACAACAUUUGCAAGAAAGAUACGUGGCCUGCAAAUGAAGGAGAAGAUGCUACGAGAUUCCAGGAAGAAUGAAACAAAACAUGAAAUAGUAGAAGGGAAGAAAAAACUUUUGUGUGGAAAAUGCAAAGCAUAUGUCUGCAGUACAGAUGACAUCAGAAUUAUAAAGGAGGCUCAUCACACUGUCUUAGGUGAUGCGUUCAAGGAGCGUUAUACAACAAAGCCCCACAAGAAAUUGAUUCAGUUUGAUGGUUUUGAGAAAAAAAGCAAGAUGCAUUGCCGAAAUACUGAGUGCCAGCAUGACUGGGGGAUCAUAGUGAAGUACAAGAUGUUUGAUAAUCUACCAGUGAUCAAAAUCAGAAGCUUUGUACUAGAGGAUGUUGAAACUGGGAUGCAAAUGGAUUUUCCGAAAUGGAAAAGUAUUAAUUUGUCUUUGAAGAAUUUUGAUGAAGAAACAUGCAGCUGAACUCAACAUUUUAAUGGAUAUAUUGUUCCAGGGCAGUAGCAGCAAUGAUCAAUGAUCAAUUUUCUAUAAAAACUUUUGUUCUUUAUGCUAGGCCACUCACCUGCAUCUGGCUAGAUGAUAGAAGGCUGGUAAAGCCACUAAAACCAGUAUUUGCUAUAUAAUGAAAUAUUUCAACAGAAGUUUUACUAGGACAAAUAUGUGCCUAGGUGUCUAGAUACAAAUCAUUAUGGCUGUGAGUUACCUGGUCUGAAAAAAAGUAAGAUCAAGUUGAAUGACUAACUAAACAUCCAACUUUAGGUAACAGGCUAUACUUUCAAGAAUCAAGGUGUGAAUCAGCAACUUCUCUGGUAACUACUAAUGUGUUGUUGGAUUUCACAUCCUUGCAAACAACAUGGCUUGCCAGCACUUCAGGCAGUAUCUAGCUACUUUUGAAACUUUUAAAAAAAUUACUUUUAAUGUUCUAGACGUUGAUAUAUAAAACUGAAAGAAAAAUGUCCAGUAACUUUUCUGUAAGGAAGAUACUACAUCUCUUAAAUCUGUCUUCAAUAGGAAAUGCUUCUGCAACAGCAGGAAAUGCAGUAGGGCAGAGCCCUCUUGGGGAUUCAUCCUUGUGAUUAAAAUGGUAGCACUUUUUUAUAUCACUGCACCUUGAUCAAGUUGCUGUUGCUCAAGUUGCAGAAUGGGCACCCUCCUGUGCUGCUGAACUGAACAUGUCCUAAUAGGGACAAAGUGCCCUGCGUGAUGGGAGGAGGUUCAGUUUUGAUGGGGAUUAGCACUUACCUGGAUGCACUGUUUCACGGAUUGUCAUCUAAAAUCUCUCAAGACACUGGAAAUACUGUAAGCUUUCUGUCACAGCUGAUCUAGCAUUCUUACAAAAUCUAGGCAUUAGUUUGUUCAAAUCUGUCCUCUUUACCCAGAUCCCAGAUUUCUCUGGGAAAACCAGAAAUUCCUACAGAGUUAUGAAAUGCUGUACUUGAACACUUAAAAGCACCUGCUGAUUCCACACAUUUUCAAGAAGCUUAGUAUUCAGUAUUUCUGGAACCAAAACCAAAUGUAUUUUAAGUUCACUUUGUGUAUUUGCAAUGUGGUAAGGUAUGUAUGUGCAAGAAUUAUGCUACAAAACACUCGAACUGAUUAAAAAAAACCCAAAACCAAAACACAACCCUCCCACCCCAAACCUAAUUUAAGAGUUAAAAAAAAUGAACCUAAAUUUGUGAGUUCAAAAAUUAAACUGCCUAAAUCAUA